GCAUUUAAAGAUAGUGGCAAAGCACCUGUGGAACAGGAAGUAGCAAUUCACCGAAUUAGAAUUACCUUGACAAGUCGCAAUGUAAAGUCACUGGAGAAGGUCUGUGCUGAUUUGAUCAGAGGUGCCAAGGAAAAGAAUCUAAAAGUGAAGGGACCUGUUCGCAUGCCUACUAAGACUCUGCGAAUCACUACUAGGAAAACACCAUGUGGUGAAGGUUCUAAGACCUGGGAUCGUUUCCAGAUGCGUAUCCACAAGCGUCUCAUUGACUUACACAGCCCCUCUGAGAUUGUUAAGCAGAUCACUUCUAUCAGCAUUGAACCAGGUGUAGAAGUUGAAGUUACUAUUGCUGAUGCCUAAACACCUGGCAUCUGCUUUAAUAAAAGUUGAUUUGUAA
Molecule: messenger RNA, 394 nt
Organism: Pelodiscus sinensis (Chinese soft-shelled turtle)
Lineage: Eukaryota; Metazoa; Chordata; Testudines; Trionychidae
Gene: RPS20
Product: ribosomal protein S20
Biological process (GO): translation
Cellular component (GO): small ribosomal subunit; ribosome
Molecular function (GO): structural constituent of ribosome; RNA binding
Source: RefSeq, marked provisional